AUGAAAGACGUGGAAGGUAAAGUGAGACGAACAAGGAAUUUCAAGAGGCUAGCAGUUGUUGGGGUGUUGUUUGGUAUUCUAAUAUGGGGGUCAUCAUUCUUGGUUUCGUCUAUUAACCAUUUUCUCAAAACUUUGGAAACCAAAUCCUACCAUGAUAUUCAUUUCCAUGCACAAGAGCUUGAAUCGGAAUUGAAUGGAGCAAUAUUUGCCACCCCUUCGAAUAAACCGACCGAAUUUGGGGGCAGGAUUCCCUUGAAUAAAAAAGUGUUUGAUGAGCAUAUUUUGACAACAAAACAACAUCAAAUACAAUGGAUCAGGUCACCGUCGUCAAUUGAUAAUGAUAGGGGCACUUAUGUGAUCAAGAAUGACACAAAGGAUGAUGAAUUUGAGGUUGUAAUCAAAUCAGUUGCCGAUGAAGAAUACAACCAAGUCUUAAUUGAGAAAUCGCGAUUUCAAUACAAGGAUGUAAAUUACAAUGUAGAGGACUUUAUUGCUUCACCAGACUUGAAAAAAGUAAUUCUUAAAUCCAAUGUGACAUCUCAGUGGAGACACUCUUCAGUUGGUCUCUAUUGGAUACUCGAUGUUGAGACACAGCAAGUGGAGCCUAUUUUCAAGGACAAAAUUUCCACCGUAUCAUGGUCUCCGGACUCAUUGAAGGUUGCAUUUGUCUACAACAAUGACAUCUUCUUGCAUCACAUAUCACAGAAAGAAGCUGUACAAGUUACAAACGAUGGUUCAGCUGAAAUAUUUAAUGGAAAACCAGAUUGGGUUUACGAAGAGGAAGUGUUUGCAAGUGAUGUUGUUUUGUGGUGGUCUCCAGCGGGUGACAAAUUUGCAUUUUUAAAGUCCAACAAUUCACAAGUACCGGAAUUCAUCAUACCAUUUUACGCACAAAAUAAUUUCGAGGAUUACCCCGAAAUUGUUAAAAUCAAAUAUCCAAAAGCGGGCUAUCCAAAUCCAAUAGUUGAUAUUUGGACUUAUGAUUUGAAUGAGGGCGAAACUAGGAAACAUGAUUUGAAAUCGGAAAAGAUUGAGUUGUCUGAGAGGUUGAUCACUGAAGUUGUUUGGGUAGGAGAUGAAGUCUUGAUAAAGACAUCCAAUCGUGCUAGUGAUUUGCUUGAGAUUCAUCUCAUUGGAAAAGAAUCGAAAUUGAUAAGAUCACACACGGCUGACACUUCUUGGUUUGAAAUAACGUCUCAUACGUUAUUUGUACCCAAAAACAAAACGGCUGGGCGCCAACAUGAUGGUUACGUUGAUACUAUUGUUGAAAAUGGAUUCAAUCACUUGGCUUAUUUCUCCCCACCCGAUAGCUCAGAGUAUCAGUUAUUGACAAAGGGUAAUUGGGAGGUGGUUGGUGGUGUUGGUGCUUUUGAUUACAACACAAAUACCAUUUACUUUACCAGCACCCGCAAAUCCUCCAUUGAAAGACACAUUCACUCGAUUAAUUUGUUGGAUAGAUCAGAUGAUGGACUUCCGUAUAUCAGAGAUAUUACCUCCAAUGACGGCUACUACUCGUCUUCAUUUUCAUCUGGCGCUAGAUUUUUAUUUUUGUCAAUAUUAGGUCCCGAUGUGCCCAAACAGCAAAUUAAUGAUUUAAAAUUGGAAAAGAAGGUGAAGGUAAUUGAAGAUAAUGCCGAGUUGAGGGAAAAAUUGAGGAAAUAUGUGGUUCCUGAAGUUAAAUACAGCACUGUUGAGUUGAAGGAUGAACAAGGUGGAACUUUUUUAGCAAAUGCUGUUGAAGUUUUACCGUUGAAAUUUGAUAAGAACAAAAAGUACCCAGUUCUUUUCCAAAUUUAUGGUGGUCCAGGAUCGCAAAUGGUUGACAAAAGGUGGGCGAUUUCAUUUAAUUCGUUGGUAGCAGCCGAAUUGGAUGCAAUUGUCGUCACUGUUGAUGGAAGAGGUACCGGAUACAACAACUUGAAUCGCGAGUUGGGCUCCAAAUUUAAAUUUAUUGUGAGAGACCAAUUGGGCAAGUAUGAGCCACGGGAUUUAAUUUCGGCUGCUAAUAUAUGGGCAGAAAAAUCAUACGUUGAUCGUGAGAGAAUCGCCAUUUGGGGUUGGUCAUAUGGAGGAUUCUUGACGUUAAAAACAAUAGAAACUGACAUCGAAAAUCCUAUCUUCAACUAUGGUGUUGCCAUUGCCCCAGUCACGAAAUGGAAAUUAUACGAUUCAAUCUAUACUGAGAGAUAUUUGAGAACACCACAAGAAAACCCCCGAGGUUACGAAACUGGAUCAAUUCACAAUGCGACAAACUUUAAACACGCGAAAAAGUUUUUCAUUGGACAUGGUAGUGGUGAUGACAAUGUUCAUGUACAACAUUCUUUGCAAUUGUUGGAUGAGUUUAAUUUGGCCGAGGUUGAAAAUUUUGAAUUUAUGAUUUUCCCUGAUUCAAACCAUGGUAUGACGUAUCAUAAUGGACAAAAAGUAGUUUAUGACAGGAUUUUGGAUUUCUUCAAAAGAGCAUUCAAUUAUGAGCUCGAUUAG
Molecule: messenger RNA, 2484 nt
Organism: Lodderomyces parapsilosis
Lineage: Eukaryota; Fungi; Ascomycota; Pichiomycetes; Serinales; Debaryomycetaceae
Gene: DAP2
Product: Dap2p
Exons: 1
Coding region: 1-2484 (827 amino acids)
Biological process (GO): proteolysis
Molecular function (GO): dipeptidyl-peptidase activity; serine-type endopeptidase activity
Source: RefSeq, a predicted model, not a curated record